AUGUUAUUGAAGAGCAAGGCCACUCUCCCAACGAGACUUUCCAGCGCGCAUGCUAUGCCUGAGAAGAGCAUGGCGUUGGCGGCGGAGGAUGACAUCACCUUUAGUGGGCUAAGGGCCGACGUUUGGGUCUUUGACAGUUCAGAGAAUCCAAAGGAGAUCAGUGAUUUGGUGGAUAACGCGAGUCCGCUGGCCGAUGCAGACGGGAUAGUGAAGCUCGUGGCCGGGGAGGAGGCUACUGAGGAACAUGGGCCCCGUGCCCUAGAGAAUGUCGACGAGGGCGAGCUUCCAGCUUGUGAGGACGACCUCGAACGGCUGCUGGAGGAGCGGGUUUCGAUGUGGAUAUACAGAGGUCUUUUUGCAUUGGAGCCCAAGCCGGUAUGGGAGGGCCUCCCAGAUGAUACCGAGCUUCUCUGGUGUGUCAAUGGUACCCCUGACCGCUGUGAGGAAGCUCUCGCGCCACGAGAUCCGGUGUAUAUUGGACGUGGUGCCAUGCUAGGUGCGGAAUCCGAUCCUGGAGGUGGCGCCGCGGGCUGA
Diaporthe amygdali is the source of this 534-nucleotide messenger RNA. RefSeq lists its product as uncharacterized. The transcript is spliced from 6 exons. NCBI's taxonomy places the organism in Eukaryota, Fungi, Ascomycota, Sordariomycetes, Diaporthales, Diaporthaceae. Bases 1 to 534 code for a protein of 177 amino acids. The record is from RefSeq and is a predicted model, not a curated record.